UGAAUGACAAUAAACGUAAAACAUAUUUUAAAUUAAAUUAUAACUGUGCGUUAUUUACCAGCGCAAGUCACAUGCUGGGAAAAAGAAAAGCAGUAGCAGUGUGCGGUCCUCGUGUGCUGCCUGCGGCCCGAUAUGCUGCCCGCUGCCGCUACGGCCACCCUAGUGUGUACUGCGUAUUUUGUGCAACUCUCUUAACUUUUGUUUGGCGCUUCUCAUUCGUUCAACUUACAUCAUGGAAGCUUUAAAGCACUUCGAAGAGCGAGUGAAGAUGUCAACCAGCAUGUAUGCUGUGUACAAACAAACUCAUCCUCCUACCGGCGUGGAGCAUUCAGUGUACUGCAAUUUCUACAACCUACGCGAAAGAAGCCUCGUCGUUGCUGGUUCUUCUGUUCUGAAAAUAUUUCGCCUCGUUCCUGAAAACGACUAUGCUGAACAGAAGCACCGAGUGAAGUUGGAGCACACACACACAUUUCAUUUGUUUGGUAAUGUGAUUUGUGUGGAAGCUGUUCGUUUGUCGGCUGCAAGAGACACACUGCUUCUGUGCUUCAGAGAUGCCAAGCUAUCCUUGGUAGAAUAUGAUCCUAGCACUCAUGACUUGAAGACUGUGUGCAUCAAGUCAUUUGAAAAAGAAGAGUUCAAGGGUGGCUAUGUGCAAACUGCACAGUUGCCCAUGAUUCGUGUGGAUCCAUGCAAUCGUUGUGCAGCCAUGCUGAUCUUCAGCCGAACAGUAGCAAUAAUUCCUUUCCGGAAGGAUGCAGCAACUGAUGAACCAGACUCCGGCAUCGCCUUUGGAAACAAGCCUCCCUUGCUGGACUGGUAUCCAGUAGCACUGACAGAACUGGAGGAGAAGGUGAACAAUGUUAUUGACAUGCAGUUUCUACAUGGCUACUAUGAGCCCACAUUACUCAUCUUGUAUGAGCCUUUACGGACUUGGCCAGGGCGGAUUGCCAUCCGGCAGGACACAUGCUGUAUUCUGGCACUUUCAUUGAACUUGCAACAGCGAGUACACCCAGUCAUCUGGUCUUUCACAAACCUUCCCUUUGACUGCCUCCGACUACUGGCUGUACCCAGACCACUUGGUGGCGUGUUGAUCAUGGCUGUUGACUCCUUGCUCUACCUAAACCAGAGUGUACCACCUUAUGGUGUUUCACUCAAUUCUUUCACAGACUUCAGUACUUCAUUUCCACUGAAGCCUCAAGAGGGAUUGAAGAUUUCUUUGGACUGUGCUCAGGCAUGUUUUCUGAGCUAUGACCGGCUUGUACUCUCACUUAAAGGAGGUGAACUUUAUGUGCUAACACUAUUCAAUGAUGGCAUGAGGAGUGUCAGGAACUUCUACUUUGACAAGGCGGCUGCCAGUGUGCUCACAACAAGUAUGACCCUUUGUGAAGAUGGCUAUCUUUUUCUUGGUUCGCGACUUGGGAACUCCUUACUACUCCAUUACACUGAGAAGGCUGCUGAAGUGGACGACAUUGCAAAACGAGAUGAAAAAACUGAGGGCGACGUCAAUGACCCUCCUUCAAAAAAGAAAAGAAUGGAUGCCAUUGGGGACUGGAUGGCUUCUGAUGUUGCACUUAUUGAUCCGGAUGAAUUGGAAGUGUAUGGAAGUGAAACGAUGGCAACAAAGCAACUGACAUCAUACACUUUCGAGGUGUGUGACAGUUUGAUCAAUAUUGGACCAUGUGGAAAAAUAUGUAUGGGUGAACCGGCCUUUCUCUCUGAAGAGUUUGCUCAGAACACGGAUCCAGAUCUGGAGCUAGUCACUACUGCUGGUUAUGGAAAAAAUGGAGCCCUUUGUGUAUUACAGCGCUCAGUUCGGCCCCAAGUGGUGACAACUUUUGAGCUGCCAGGCUGCGUGCAUAUGUGGACUGUCAUGGGCCCUCCUGUGGAGAAAAAGCUACAAGAAAAAAAAGAAGUGUCAGAUGACCCUGCCUCAGAAGACAAGGCUGCAGAGCAGCCUUUGGCCAACACACAUGCCUUUUUGAUCCUCAGCAGGGCAGACAGCAGUAUGAUUCUUCAGACUGACCAGGAGAUAAAUGAGCUUGACCAUAGUGGCUUCAGCACGCAAAACCCUACUGUAUUUGCAGGCAAUCUUGGUGAUGGGCGCUAUGUACUACAGGUUUGUCCAAUGGGGGUGCGCCUUUUAGAUGGUACCAGGCAGCUGCAGCACAUUCCUUUGGAUGUGGGCUCAUCCAUUGUUGCUGGUUCCCUGGCUGACCCUCAUGUCAUCAUACGCAGUGCUGAAGGCCUCGUCAUUCAUCUGACAUUGCGCGGAGACCCUGCUGCAGGUUGUCGCCUGGCUGUUCUGCGGCCUCAGCUUACAGCAGUGAAAGCAAAGAUUUUGAGCAUAUGUGUGUACAAGGAUGUGAGUGGUCUUUUUACCACUCAAUAUCGAGAACCAGAUGAGCCAGUCAAGCCACAGAAACCUAUUCCUCCCCCAAAGGAGUCCAUUGACAUAUCAUCAAAUGGUCUUCUUGAUGAUGAAGAUGAACUGCUUUAUGGUGAAUCUGAGGAAAAUCCUAGUCACAAGGAACCAGUUCGCAUGACAUCCCAGGAAGCUCCCUCUGAUGAGGAAUCCAUGUUUGAAAUAAAGGACGUGGCACCAACUUAUUGGUUGUUUGUAGCUAGGGAAAAUGGUGUCUUAGAGAUAUACUCUCUUCCUGAAUACAAGCUGUGCUUCCUUGUGAAAAAUUUUCCAAUGGGACAGAAGGUGCUUGUGGAUUCCGUACAGAUGACUGCCCCAUCUGGCACAAAGUCAUCUGAAAAGCUUUCGGAUAUGUCUCAUGAGUCAAUGCCAGUAGUUCAUGAAAUCUUGGUCGUGGGACUAGGAAUCAGACACUCUAGACCUCUUCUUCUUGCCAGGGUAGAUGAAGACCUGCUCAUCUACGAAGCUUUUCCUUUUUAUGAAACACAGAGGGAAGGUCAUCUAAAACUUCGGUUCAAGAAGAUGUCACAUGACAUAUUCUUGAGAGAACGAAAGUACAAGACACAGAAGCCUGAAAAUGAAGAGGAGGAAAAGGCUUUUCAAAGUCGACAGUGGCUCCAUCCAUUUUCUGACAUCUCUGGUUACUCUGGGGUAUUUCUUUGUGGCUAUCGGCCAUACUGGUUGUUCAUGAGCUCACGUGGAGAGUUGCGCUGUCAUCCAAUGUUUGUGGAUGGUCCCAUCCACUGCUUUGCCCCAUUUCACAAUGUCAACUGCCCUAAGGGCUUUCUCCACUUUAACAAGCAGGGAGAGCUGCGAAUCAGUACACUUCCAACACACCUGACUUAUGAUGCCCCAUGGCCAGUGAGGAAGGUGCCUCUACGCUGCACGCCACAUUUUGUCAACUACCAUGUGGACAGCAAGACCUACUGUGUUGUCACAAGCCAGCCAGACCCUUGUAAUCACUUGGUCCGAUUCACAGGAGACGAAAAAGAGUAUGAGCUACUGGAACGAGAUGCCCGGUACAUAUUUCCAACAAUGGACAAGUUUUCGCUACAGCUACUGUCGCCAGUCAGCUGGGAGACAAUCCCUAACACCCGCGUAGAUCUGGACGAGUGGGAGCACUUGACAUGCCUAAAAAAUGUCAUGCUUUCCUCUGAGGGGACAACCACAGGCAUGAAAGGUUACUUGGCCCUAGGCACCAACUACUGCUAUGGAGAGGAUGUCACCAGCCGUGGCAGGAUUAUCAUUCUGGACAUCAUUGAUGUUGUUCCAGAGCCAGGGCAACCACUGACAAAAAACAAGAUAAAGAUUGUGUAUAGCAAGGAGCAGAAAGGUCCUGUGACAGCUUUGUCACAAGUUGUGGGCUUCCUGCUGAGUGCCAUUGGUCAGAAGAUAUACAUCUGGCAGCUUAAAGACAAUGAAUUGGUUGGUGUGGCAUUCAUUGACACACAAAUCUACAUCCACUCUGUGGUGACAGUGAAGAACUUGAUACUGGUAGGGGAUGUAUUCAAGUCUGUUUCACUACUGAGGUACCAAGAAGCAUCAAGAACACUUUCCCUUGUCAGCAGAGAUGUAAGGCCAUUGGAAGUUUACGCUGUGGAAUUCUUCAUAGAUAACACUCAGAUGAGCUUCCUGGUGACAGAUGCCGAGCGCAACCUGCUUCUGUACAUGUACCAGCCUGAAUCACGGGAAAGCUGUGGUGGGCAACGUUUGCUGAGAAGAGGAGACUUUCAUGUGGGCUCGCCUGUUGUAUCCAUGUUUCGCAUCAAAUGCCGCAUGGGAGACAUUGCGAAAUAUGAUCGCCGAGCAGCAGCCAUAGUGGAUGGCCGGCACAUCACAAUGUUAGCAACCCUUGAUGGCAGUCUUGGCUAUGUUCUGCCUGUGCCAGAGAAAACGUACCGAAGACUGCUAAUGCUGCAGAAUGUGCUGGUCACGAACAUCCCCCAUUAUGCUGGUCUCAACCCAAAGGCAUACAGAAUGUACCACUCUCAGAGGCGCUUUCUUGGAAAUCCUCACAAAAAUAUUUUGGAUGGUGAACUCAUAUGGAAGUUCAUGCACUUGUCUUUCAUGGAGCGCAGUGAGCUGUCAAAAAAGAUUGGCACCACUGUCACACAGAUCACCGAUGACCUUCUAGAAAUUGAAACCUACACUGCACAUUUUUAAGUUGUAUGGAGUCAUAUGUGGUCUCUUGUAAAUAGCCAUUCACCUUACAUUUCCAUCCUUAGCAUUUGCCAUUAAAACUGCUCGAUUUUA
This is a messenger RNA of Dermacentor andersoni, 4675 nucleotides long. It is a transcript of the gene Cpsf160, whose product is annotated as cleavage and polyadenylation specificity factor subunit 1. NCBI's taxonomy places the organism in Eukaryota, Metazoa, Arthropoda, Arachnida, Ixodida, Ixodidae. The record is from RefSeq and is a predicted model, not a curated record. Gene Ontology annotation, cellular component: nucleus. Gene Ontology annotation, molecular function: nucleic acid binding; protein binding.